GCCGGGAGUUGUAGUUUUUUUUGGGAGCCGCGGAGCCUGGCCCCGCGGCGGGGGCGGAGGAAAAACUACAAGUCCCAGGGGGCGCGGCGCCAGCGCCUGAGGGCGGGGUGUACGAAAGAGAAGCUCGGAGGGCGCCGGGGACUGAGCCCAGGUCUGCAGGGCUCAGCUGAGCCCAUGACCUCCCAGAGCUAACCCCUGACCACCUCGGCAGGCAAGGGGCUGAUGUCAGUAACCCCCAUCCUGGAGGGGCAGGUCACGCGCACCUCCUGCUCUCAGCAUGGCACUGCCACACCUCGCCCUCCUGGCUGGCCUUCUGGUGGGAGUCGCCAGCAAGUCCAUGGAGAGCAUGGCCCUGGUUUUCCCUGGGGAUGGCCUACAUUGGGUCCCGCAGGGACGUCCGGUGUGGCCGCCCAGCUGCCCGAGUGCUGCGUGGACGUGGUGGGCGUCAACACCAGCUGUCCAGGCGCAAGCCUGUGUGGCCCAGGCUGCUACAGGCGCUGGAACGCGGAUGGGAGCACCAGCUGCGUCCGCUGUGGGAACGGAACCCUCCCGGCCUACAACGGCUCGGAGUGUCGAAGCUUCGCUGGCCGGGGUGCACCGUUCCCCAUGAACAGAAGCUCAGGGACCCCCGGGCGGCCGCAUCCUGGGGCUUCCCACGUGGCCGCCUCCCUCUUCCUGGGAACCUUCUUCAUCAGCUCCGGCCUCAUCCUCUCCGUAGCUGGGUUCUUCUACCUCAAGCGCUCCAGUAAACUCCCCAGGGUCUUCUACCGAAGAAACAAAGCCCCGGCCCUGCAGCCUGGCGAAGCCGCUGCAAUGAUUCCCCCGCCACAGCCCUCAGCCGGCCUCACGGUGCCCGAGUGCCCUGUGGCUGCAGCUUCGACAAACCUUCAACCUGACAGUAGCAGAGUUCAGAACUCCAAAGCCACUGGCAGGCCGGCCAUACCUCUCCGGGGGCUCCCGGGGAGGACCCUGCUGCCUCCUCAGCGCUGCCGGCUCAGGCUUCUGUGGGUAUGGCCCCGCGGUCCCACGGCAUCUCCUCCAGUACGGAAGCCGCGCUACGUCAGGCGGGAGCGGCCCCUGGACAGGGCCACGGACCCUGCUGCCUUCUCGGUGGAGGCCCGUAUUAGCAACGUCUGACCCGGAACCCAAGACCGCGCCACGCGCUUGGUGGCAGGAGCCUGGCACCCGGGAGAGGCCGGCACAGCCCCGGCUCUGAACCCUCGUCUCCCAGCGACAGAUGCGGAGGCCUCCUUCCCACCACAGCUGCCUGCAUCCAUGAGACCUCAGAGCUCUAGAUCAAGGCCUUGGGGGGUCCAGGUCCCGCCAGGAGAAGCAGUGAGGCCCCAGCGCCU
Cebus imitator (Panamanian white-faced capuchin) is the source of this 1352-nucleotide messenger RNA. It is a transcript of the gene CUNH1orf159, whose product is annotated as chromosome unknown C1orf159 homolog. The record is from RefSeq and is a predicted model, not a curated record. The coding region runs from base 223 to 1137 and encodes 304 amino acids. The transcript has 12 exons. NCBI's taxonomy places the organism in Eukaryota, Metazoa, Chordata, Mammalia, Primates, Cebidae.